GUCCUGCUUCCUCCUCAAUAAUCACUUAGUGCAGCCGGCAUGUGUCUGGGUCCACGCACCAUGUCGACCACCGUAAAGAGCCUUAAAGUCACCUAUAACCCUGUCAAUGAGAAAAACAUCUUCAUCACUGGCGACAUGGUUACUGGUCAGGUCACUCUGGAAGUGGCCAAAGAGUGUCAGAUAGACUCCCUAUUAAUCAAAUUUAAGGGGAAAGCCGAAGUCGUGUGGACCGAGAGGUGCGGCCAAACCACUGUCGUUUACCACUCCAAGGACAAGUACUUCAGCCGCAAGCAUUACUUCAUCCGAGGCAAAGAUGUCAAAGACAAUGACUAUGCAACACUAUUGACAAACCAGCAUGGAGAAACAUACAGCAGUGUUGUCGCCCCAGGCUGCCAUGUCUACCCAUUCAGCUUUCAGAUCCCUGUCCAGGAUAUGCCAUCCUCCUUCAGCGGUUCUGUUGGUAAAAUUGUGUACUUGCUGGAAGCCAAGCUGAGCAGAUCAAUGAGGAUUUCCAAGAAAGAUUCGGCCAAGAUCAACUUCGUUGCAAAAGCAGACUUCAUCGGUGACCCUGGGCUCAUGACUCCGCAGCACGAGUCUAAGAAUAAGAAGUUGAGUUUUUUCAACUCAGGAACGGUAGCCAUGGAUGUAGAUAUUGAAAAAACUGGUUUCUUCCAAGGAGAAGGAUUAAAGGUUCUGGCCAACAUCCAGAACAACUCCACUCGUGCAAUUAAACCCAAGUACACCAUGUACAAAAAGCACAGCUUCUUUGCAGGCGGGAAGAGAAGAGUGAAUACUAGAUUCCUCUUUCAAGAGGUGGGAGACCCAAUCCCUCCUUCUGCAAGCGAAAAGGUCACAAGGGUGAUCACCAUUCCCCAUGAUUUUGAGCCCUCCAUCCUCAACUGCAGCAUCAUCACAGCCGAGUACAGACUCAAGGUGUACCUGGAUGUCAAAUAUGCUUCAGACCCAGAGAUCAAAUUUCCCAUAGUCAUCUUGCCGGUCACUGAGGUUCCUGCUGUGGCACCACCACCUGCUGCUGCUGGCUUUUCGUCUGGAUUCCCGAGUGCAACAUUCGGGACUCCAGACCCAGCAGCCUGGGGCGUCGCACAACCACAGCCACCAACUGCACCUCAAGCUUUUGAGCCCCCUCCUGCCUAUGGGGCACAUGGGAUGUCGGAUAUUGGCAACUAUUAGUGAAGGGAGUGAGAAGAUAUUUGUGAUAUUAUUAUUGUGAUAUUAGUGAUUCAUGAUGUGUUUGAUUGUAUUGAUUAUUGUCCAUUAAAUUUCAACUAUUAUCUGGUUUCCAAAUUAAAAAUGAUUAUUCAGAGUUGCUCUGCAAAUGAGUCAUGACACAAAACUCUUAUUAAAAGAUUUUGUUUUUGCUUGUC
Molecule: messenger RNA, 1385 nt
Organism: Scophthalmus maximus (turbot)
Lineage: Eukaryota; Metazoa; Chordata; Actinopteri; Pleuronectiformes; Scophthalmidae
Product: arrestin domain-containing protein 4
Exons: 7
Coding region: 40-1191 (383 amino acids)
Biological process (GO): protein transport
Cellular component (GO): plasma membrane; cytoplasm
Source: RefSeq, a predicted model, not a curated record